AUGACAGCAUCGAGCUCAACAGCGUGUUCAGAUGGUGACACAAGCUCGACGACGGACUCGAGGUGGUUCAUCAUUGGCAUCGCUGUGGCUAUAGUGGGGUUCCUUGCGCUUGGAAGCUGCUGGUGGUGGUGCUGCUGCCGUCGUCGGACCUUAAAACGCUUUAAUGGAUCUCGAGACGGCCACAGUAUCGAGUAUGUGGACUGCGAGUUGACCCCUGAACUAAUGGCGAUCGUGGCUGAUAGCGCCCAUCGCUCUUCCAGUGCCACGCGAUUCGGGAACAGGUUCUUUUAUUAUUUGCCGGGCAUCACGAGUGUGCCGUCUAUGGACGUGUUUGAUCAAUUCAGUACAAAUAGCGCGCAGAAAUCGUGUAGUCCAGCUACAACAACUGCAGCAACUACCAUCAUGGAGUCGUCGCCACUGGACGAUGCAUUGCAGGUACCAGUGAUGUGUGAUACAAGUGACGAGUUGACGCGCAAUGCGCUCGUUUUGGAGCAGUGUCGAUUGUCUCCAGAGAGUAUCGUCAGGGGCGGCGAGCUUUUGCGUGCAGGAAGUUUCACCUCGGCAUUUCGGACCACGCUUCAACUCGAGGGUCAGGACCGUCGUCAAGUGGUUGUGAGACGUCUGCUCCCGGCGCUGGCAGACCAGCAAGUGUAUCGCCAAGCUUUCAUGGCAGAUGUAGCACUUAGUGCGGUGCUCGUGCAUCCACAGAUCGUGGCAUUUGUUGGAUUUUAUGACCCGACACAGCGCGUCUACGACCUCGAUGCUUCCCCGUCGUCGUCAUAUAUGUUACCACAAGCGCAGCUGUCUGCUGUGACCGAGUACAUGGCCAACGGAACUUUGCGAGAUCUUCUGAUGCUGCGGUCCCGCGACACUCACGACUUUGGCUGGUUUAAUUCCAUCUCAGUGCUUAAGACGAAAGCACAGCUUGCGUUGGACAUUGUGGAUGCACUAGUCUAUUUGCAAUCUCGACCAGCAGGUACAAGUACACCGCUGCACCCUCCAGAGCUCAAGGCGCAACGAGUGCUAUUAUCCGAGCAGUACGACGCCAAGCUGUGCACGUUCGGUAUCCGGAGAGCAGUGGGUAUUCAAGCCACACACUCUCGCAGCGAUUUCUCUGUUGCAUGGUUAGCACCUGAGCUGCUACGAGGCGAGCCUAGAAGUGAGCAGGCAGACGUGUACGCUCUGGGCGUGCUGCUAACAGAGCUCGACACGUGCAAACUACCGUUUGAAGCGGGUGUAGACAUGGAUGAUCAUAUGGAUGAGCAGCGGCAAUUGGCACUGCUCGUGAGCUCAGGUUGCAUCCGUCCAGCCGUGUCGAUGGACUGUCCUGUCCAGAUCCAGGAACUGGUGAUGCGGUGUUUAAGCUUCUCGCCGCAGCAGCGCCCGCCUGCAAUUGAAGUGCAGCACACGUUACGAAAACUGAUCAACAGCACGAGCAUUUGCAAUUCGUCACCGACCUCGCUCUUGUCCAACGUGCCAUCGCUCUAUAGCACGCCAGGACCAUGUAUUACGACACUCAGCGCUCUCUUCACCCCGUGA
Peronospora matthiolae is the source of this 1539-nucleotide messenger RNA. NCBI's taxonomy places the organism in Eukaryota, Oomycota, Peronosporomycetes, Peronosporales, Peronosporaceae. The record is from the annotation of a GenBank genome assembly.